AUGGCGUCAUCUGCGACGGGGCAGCUGGCUAUUCGUCUCAGGAGGUUCCACGAGGAGGCCUGCGCCGAUGGGGAGCUUACGGCGGUGGUCGAGGAACUCAAUCGGACGCAGGGUCAGAAGGAGGGCGGCAGGAUCUUUGCGUGCUGGGCGCAUUCAGGAAGCGAAAAGACCGUGGUCUUCCUGGAAUUGUUCUCGGACGCUAGCGAUGCUUCCUUCAACGACGACGUCAGUCUUGGCCACUUCUUCACCCACCCCGCCUCGGAGGAGAUUCUUGUUCCUCCGAGCCUCCGUUCACUGCAGCAGCCUGCAUCAUCGCUCUUCCUCUCUGGGGAGGGUGUCAGCUAUCAGUCGCCCCACCUCGAAAUCGAGGAUUGGUCGCGGGUGCUGUAUGUGGUUGCCACCAGCCGCGUUCACGACGGAUGCCUCGCGCCGCUGAUGCAGCUGGAAGAGCAGUACUACAAGAAGUUGGAGGAGGAGGAGACCCGCAAAAACGUCUUCUACCGCUGGCACCUCUCGUCAGACCUGCAGAUCCAAAAGGUGGCCGAGCUCUACAGAGACUUCGAAGGCUUCGCUACGCACAUGAGAGUUUGCCACGACCUUUUCGUCGCGGCAGAACCCUUCCGGACGUGCCUCUCCGUGGAAAUCUUCGGCGACAGUGAGACGCUGAGAAAAAUGGAAAGAUGGGGUUUGCCCAUCCGCAAGUUCUGUACUCGUACUCUUCACCCGUAG
Messenger RNA from Symbiodinium sp. CCMP2592, 729 nucleotides. Lineage: Eukaryota; Dinophyceae; Suessiales; Symbiodiniaceae. The record is from the annotation of a GenBank genome assembly.